Messenger RNA from Mitosporidium daphniae, 2850 nucleotides. RefSeq lists its product as uncharacterized. Gene Ontology annotation, molecular function: DNA binding; DNA clamp loader activity; ATP hydrolysis activity. The record is from RefSeq and is a predicted model, not a curated record. The coding region runs from base 1 to 2850 and encodes 949 amino acids. The transcript has 15 exons. Lineage: Eukaryota; Fungi; Microsporidia. Gene Ontology annotation, biological process: DNA replication; DNA repair. Gene Ontology annotation, cellular component: nucleus; DNA replication factor C complex.
AUGACUGUUGUGCAGAAUCAACACAGAAACUGGGAUCCAUUAAAAAAAAUUUCUUUGAGGAGCUUUUUUGGGACAAAGGAAUCCAUUAAGAAAAGUGCUGGUUAUUUGGAGGAUGUCAAGCCAUCUUUACAAGAUGAGCCUACCAUCAAAGACAUUGAGACAAUUGAAUUGGAUAACUUGCCUGCUGAACAGGCCAAUCCCUCCAUUCGAAAGUCAAGCAGAAUGACAACCAAAAAGUCAUACACUCCUCCAUCGAUUGGGGAUAUUUUUAACGAUGAAGAUCUGGAUGCCGACUUGAUGAGCAUCGAUACGUCCCACAUGCUUAACGACCCCGAUAAAGAGGCAUUGAAAAGUAUUAUUGAGCAAAAAUCCAAACUCCGGAUUCUCAAUGAUGAGCUUGAAGUACUCCAGCAACGAACAGCUUCAACGGAUGCUUUGAAAUCUUUUCCUUCCAAACGAACGGUGGCUUCGGAUGAUGAGUUUGAGGCUCAUGAACGAUCUUCCCAUUCAUCGAAUAACCCCUCAGAUGAUCAAAAUGAGCUUUUGGAGAUUGUGAAGCCAUUUCAUCACGCCUCUUCGAAAAAACCCAAGCCUGUUUCGUUCUUUACCGAGGGAGUCCCUAAGAUUGAAACAACAAGCGUCGAGGCCAUUCUUGUUGGAGAAAAAAAGGCCUUCAACUAUUUCCAGCUUCUCAGUAAACAAGCCUCAAACUGUGCUCGCCAUCCUGGGGUUUCUAUUGAGGGGAAAGAAAACUGCCUUUUGGGAUUGACGUUUGUGUUUACGGGAAAUUUUGCGCAACUAAAUAGAGAAGAGAUUCAGGAUCUAUCGAAACGAUAUGGAGGAAAGGUGACAAGUGCCCCAAGUGGAAAAACUUCGUUUAUCGUUGUCGGUGAUGACCCGGGGCCUGGGAAGAUUGAAAAGGCCAAGCAACUUGGGCUUUCUCUGCUUAAUGAGGAGCAGUUUUAUAAAUUGAUCCAAACAAUGCCAAGACGUUCCGAGCAUGGCGAAGUGAUCGAGGAUGACCAUGUUGCAAUGUGCGCCAAAAAAGAGCCUCCAAAGCAAAGGUCAGCCCCAGUUCAAAAAGGCGCCCCAGAUGCUUGUUUGGACUCGCUCAUGUGGACCUUUAAAUACAUGCCCAAAGACCUUUCCGAGCUUGUUGGGAACAACUCCCAGGUUCAAAAGCUGCGGCAAUGGCUUCAAGAAUGGGCUAGGAAAAGAAAAGGCCCCAUGGGCGCCACGUUCAAGGCGGCGCUUAUAUCGGGUCCUCCUGGCAUCGGAAAGACCACCGCUGCAAAUCUGGUAGCAAAAAUCGAGGGCUAUAUGGCGGUAGAGCUCAAUGCUAGCGAUACAAGGAGCAAAAAAAGCCUCAAAAAUGAAGUCCAAGAUCUUCUUGACAAUAAGACGAUGAUAACCAAUACGACCUCCUUUGGCUCAAAAACCCCAUUCAAAAGCAUUCUUCUAAUCAUGGAUGAGGUUGACGGGAUGUCCGCGGGAGAUCGCGGUGGCAUGGCAGAAUUGAUUGUGCUGCUUAAAAAGACAAAAAUCCCCGUCAUUUGUAUUUGUAAUGACAGAUCGAGCAUCAAAGUGCGCUCUCUUGCCAACUACUGUCUUGAUAUCCGAUUUCGAAGACCGGAUUCCCGUCAAAUUGCUCCAAGGAUUUCGGAAAUUUGUCGAAAACAAAACCUACCGAUUUCCGCAAACAUCGUCGACCAACUUGUCUCGUCCACACAUGGGGAUAUGCGGCAAAUAUUGAAUAUCUUGAGCACAUGGCUGUUAACAAAAGAUUCCCUCUCCUACGAUGAGGCCAAGUUUACCUUUAGCUCUGAACUCUCUAAAAAGGAUACGGAAAAGGGGCCUUUUGAUGUGAUUGGCGAGUUGAUGUCCCGCUCCUCGUUUUCCUCAAAAUCGAUCAACCAGCUACUUGAGCUCUAUUUUACCGAUUCUUCAUUGGUCCCACUAAUGAUGCAGGAAAACUAUGUCGCCUGCAAGCCUACACUGCCGCAUGCCAAAUCGCAAAAACAGGCCGAUUUUUUAACUUUGCAGAAAAUUAGUGCCGCAGCAGACUCGUUCUCAUUAUCAGACAUUGUCGAUGCCAGGAUCCAUGGCGCAAAUCAAUUGUGGACCCUUGCUCCUUUUCAUGGCUUUCUAUCGUGCGUGGUGCCGGCUUUUAAUUGCUCCGGCUCGUUGGGUGGACGAAUCGAAUUUGCAAGUUGGCUUGGGCAAAAUUCGAAAUGCACAAAAAACAACCGUCUUUUGACAGAACUCUCCAUUCAUCUAUGCCUUCAUGUUACGGGUGGAAAAUCGGAAAUCCGACAAGCAUACCUUCCGGCGUUUGUUUUUCUGAUGGCCUCAACGUUAAUCCAAAAGGGAGUUAAUGGCGUUGGCGAUGUGAUAGCCUAUUUGGAUCGCUACACAAUCUCAAAGGAAGAUUACGAUGCAAUUAUGGAGCUUGGGGUUGGAAAGUAUGAUGCCUCCAUCAUUUCCAACAAUAUCCCAUCAAAUGUAAAAUCCACACUAACCCGGCAGUACAACAAGGAAUUUCAUCAAAUGCCAUAUGCACUUACGGAUGUUAAGAAAAAUGCCGCUCUCUCCGCAAGUACUGUGCAAAUGGACGCUAUUUCUACUGAGGACGUACAUAUCUCCGAAGAUGAUGAAGAGAUCAAGGAAGUUUCCAAUGACCUGGUCAAAGAUAAGAUGAUAAAACCAAAGGCUUCCAAGGGAAAGGGUGUGAGUGCAGCCAAAUCUAGAGCUGCGAAAACCAUUAAGCCAAAGCGAGCCACAAAACCGCCACAAAACGCCUCAGACUCUUACGAUGAGGGCGAUGGGUUUAUAGUUUCGGAUGACGACUAA